Phaedon cochleariae (mustard beetle) is the source of this 2126-nucleotide messenger RNA. The record is from the annotation of a GenBank genome assembly. Lineage: Eukaryota; Metazoa; Arthropoda; Insecta; Coleoptera; Chrysomelidae.
GAUGUUCUGUUUACUAUUAUUGUUGAUAUAAUUAUGGAUGUGGGUUUGUGUGAAUUUGAUUUCCUAAUAAAUUGUUGAAAUUUCUUUGAUUGGGACAGUUUUCUAAUAAAAAAUAUAUUUGAACAUUAUCGUGAACAAAAUGAACGCUUCUCAUUGAAAUUAUGGCAAAUUUGAAACCAGGAAAUCAAAACACUCGGAAAAAGGUUCAGGUUUCUAUGGUAAUAUGUGCAGCAGAAGAGGAAAGGCAUAGGUCAGGUGUGAACGCCUUACAGUUAGACCCUGCCUUAGACAGGUUAUAUUCAGCAGGAAGGGAUUCUAUCAUAAGGGUUUAUGAACAUGAAAAAUUCCUUCAUGGAAUGGAACAUCACACCGACUGGGUCAAUGAUGUUGUACUAUGUUGUGGAGGAAGGCACUUGAUAUCUGCUAGCUCUGACACUACUGUCAAGGUAUGGAAUGCUCAUAAAGGAUUUUGCAUGUCAACAUUACGCACCCACAAGGACUAUGUCAAAGCUCUGGCUUAUGCUAAAGAGAGGGAACAGGUUGCCUCAGCAGGACUGGACAAAUCUAUCUAUUUAUGGGACAUCAACACUCUGACGGCCCUGACUGCUAGCAAUAACACAGUAACAACAUCUAGUCUCAUGGGUAGCAAAGAAUCUAUUUAUAGUUUAGCCAUGAAUCCCUCUGGCAGUAUAAUAGUCAGUGGAUCCACUGAAAAAGCUUUAAGAUUAUGGGAUCCUAGAACUUGUGCCAAACUUUUCAAGUUGAAAGGUCAUGCUGAUAACGUCAAGGCGUUAGUUGUGUCAAAAGAUGGAACUCAAUGUCUGUCAGGCAGCAGUGAUGGAUCUAUCAAAUUGUGGAAUCUUGGAUCUCAGAGAAAUAUUCAAACAAUUCGCGUUCAUUCAGAUUCUGUAUGGGCACUUUUGGCAACUGAAAACUUUAGUCAUGCAAUAUCAGGAGGGAGAGAUAAGAAAGUAAUAAUGACUGACUUGAAAAAUAUCUCAAAUAGUAUUAUAGUAUGUGUUGAAGAGGCACCCAUCCUGAAGAUGUGUUUCACAGCAGACCAGCAAGCAGUUUGGGUGUCUUCCUGGGAUUCGAGCAUCAGAUGUUGGAAACUGCCCACAGACAAACAUUUCAAAGAGGAGGCCCGAAUGUCCGCCGCCCCUGUGUCUCAGAUUUCUGGCGGGGCGGCAAUAAGGCGAGCUAGCGUCUUGAAUGACAAGAGGCACAUUCUGACGAAAGAUGCUCAAGGAAAUGUUGCAAUAUAUGAUGUUUUGCGGGCGAGGAAAGUGGAUGACUUGGGACAGGUGAAUUUUGAAGAUGAGGAAAAGAAUCGGUUCAAAAUGGUAUAUGUUCCUAAUUGGUUCAAUAUAGAUCUGAAAACUGGGAUGUUAACGAUCCAUUUGGGGCAAGACGAAGUGGAUUGUUUCUCGGCAUGGGUGUCUGCCAGAGAUGCCGGCAUCAGAGACACUCCCGAACCCGAUCACAAAGUAAACUAUGGGAAAUUGUUGCUCCAAGCCCUAUUCGAACACUGGAGGGGUGUCGAAACCGAUCCAGAAAAUAGAAUGUAUUUCAGUGUGCCCAAACAUAUACCUCUCAUUUUAAGUGAGGUUGGCGGUCGAACACUAUACAGGGUACUAGUCGGAGACACUUCAGGCGACACUGAAAACGCCUUGCUGAACGAAACUGUUCCUAACUGGGUGAUAUCAAAUAUAGAGGAAAACUGUACCAACAAAUUCAUCAAAGUGCAGUUUUACCUUCAACCACAUUCCAGUGUACCUUCGCAUCUACUUAAGCAAGAUAGGAUGAAAAAACCUGACAGACUCGUAGCGAAUGACUUUAUACAGUGUCGAAAAGUAGCCGAACACAUUUUAGAGAAGCUUCUUGGCGACGGUACUGCCAGUUCUCCUGGUUGUGGAGAUGCAGAUUCAUCCACCCCAUCGAAUAAUGGUUACAAUGUUGACCAGAUCGAGUUGACGUGUAACGAACAGGUGCUGGAUCCGUCUAUGGAUCUGAGAACAGUCAAACACUUCAUUUGGAAAUCCUCAUCAGAUCUGACUUUGUUUUAUAAAAUUAUCAACAAAUAGUGAUUAUUCUACAAAAAUGUAAAUAUAGAUCAUUAAUUAAUG